GUGGCAGCUGAGCAUCAAGGAUAUUCAAACAAUCUACUAAGAGUCAUUCGGAAAAUUACAAAAUGCGUUCUAUUGCUCAACUUACCUGGCUACUUUCUGUUGCAGUAUCAGUACUGGCAGCGCCAACAGAGCUUUCUCAUGAAUCCUCGCUGGAAAAACGUGGUCCUCAUAACUUUGUUAUGGGCCCGGAUCACCCGCUCAUGAUGGCUCGUCAAAAUGCAACUCUGUCCCGCCGCUCUACAAACUACAAGCAGGACUAUGUCACUGGUGGAACAGUGAAUUUCUCUCCCGGAAAUGGCGAGUUCUCUGUUUCUUGGAAUACGCACGACGACUUUGUAGUUGGUGUUGGAUGGAACCCUGGAAAUACUUUGCCAAUUACGCACUCAGGCAGCUUCGACGUCACGUCUGGACUCGCUAGCCUGUCCGUCUAUGGUUGGAGCACCGAUCCGCUCGUCGAGUACUAUAUCAUCGACGAGAUGGUGGAUAUGCAGCAAGCCGGCACCCAAAAGGGAACCGUGUAUAGUGAUGGGGCCACAUACACUAUCUGGGAAAAUACUCGCGUGAACGAGCCCUCAAUUCAAGGCACCUCAACAUUCAACCAAUACAUAUCAAUUCGCAACUCUGGCAGAACUAGUGGAACAAUCACCGUGGAAAACCACUUUAAUGCCUGGAAACAACAUGGUAUGAAUCUCGGAAAGCUCAAUUUUCAGGUUAUUGCUGUCGAAAGUUGGAAUGGCAGUGGAAAUUGCAAGCAAACUGUUUCAAACUAAUCUGGUACUAUUUUAUAAUGAGGCCCGUCAAUAGGUUUUGAGCAUCAGGUUCACAUUUUGGAGGGCUUGAUUCCUUCUCGUCGAUGAAGAUCAGAAUUCCGACUGGUUUGUGCAUAAAUAAAGAUGCUUUUAAUAGUUAUUCAGACGCAUUUGAACCGUGGAAAUGAGGAGGAACAAUAUUUUGCCUUGUCACAAUGAGAUGUAUAUAUAGUCCAUACUGAACCCUAGGCUUCCAAGGUUAUGACUCAUGUUAUGAUUGUCCGGU
Messenger RNA from Talaromyces stipitatus ATCC 10500, 1035 nucleotides. Its product is annotated as endo-1,4-beta-xylanase 1 precursor, putative. The transcript has 2 exons. Gene Ontology annotation, biological process: xylan catabolic process. Gene Ontology annotation, molecular function: hydrolase activity, hydrolyzing O-glycosyl compounds. The record is from RefSeq and is a predicted model, not a curated record. The coding region runs from base 63 to 770 and encodes 235 amino acids. NCBI's taxonomy places the organism in Eukaryota, Fungi, Ascomycota, Eurotiomycetes, Eurotiales, Trichocomaceae.